UCAGUCUUGGCGCUUAAUUGUGUGUGAUCUCAAGCAAAUUUGGCUGAUUCUUGAGGAUGGCUUUGUGGGAUCGGGUGUUGUCAGGUUUCGACCUCGACGAUGAGACUGUCAAUUUCGGUACGCGAAUAAUCGCAGAAAAUAAUGGUCUGUUGUACGAAGCAUGCACCGUAGCGACGAUUCAAUCUCAUGAUCAGGUGGACCAAAAACCAAAUGUUUUAGCAUCUAUUCAACAUUCCAAACUCAUCGUUGCAAUUGAUAAAUCCAUUACAAUUUUUCAAGAUGAAACAUGUGAUAAAGUAUUUCUUAACGCUAGCUUUCCUUGCCUGAUAUCUUGUUACUGCAUUUCCAAAGAUGGUUUCUUUUUAUUUGUGGUGCUUACAAGCAGGACUUUGUACUGCUUUCAUAUAUUUGAGGGAAAAUUGCUGUCUACGAUAUCUAUACCUGAUAAUGAGGCUAAUAUUUCUGACAAUAUAAUAGAUAUAUCUUUUAAGGAACAAGGAGAAAAGGCAUUUGUAAUUCUUGUCUCAAACACUGGAGCUAUUUACAGAUUCUAUUUCAAGUAUAACUCUGAAAAUGCAGAGGUUGCAUCUUCCAAUAAUGAUAAAAUUACAAAAGAUACAAUAGAUAUGCAGUGCUCUCAGCUGUUUAAAGGAUUUACUUAUAUGGAGUUCUUCAAUACUAUAGUAGAUAUAUCAUCGGAAGAAUUAUCCAUAACCAUGGUUGGAACAAAUUCGAUAUUUACUUGGCCUAAUGAGCAAUGCAAUAAUUUCAGAAAUAUAUUUUCCUUUGGAUAUAAAAAGAUAAAACAACUAAAAGGUAGCAGUAAAAUGCUUUGUCUGCGUACAGACCAUGUAUUGAGUAUUAUAUGUCCAGAUACGUUAUUUGGGUUAAAAAUAUAUGAUGGCCCUGUGUUUGAUUUUACAAUUGUGCAUCAUGAUAAUGUUAAUCAUUGUGAAAUUUUAUUUCUGACACAAUCAGGAGACAAUACCGAUAUGUAUAAAUUAUAUCUUGUUUCUUAUCCAGACUUCGAGCAAAAAUUUGAAAUCAACGUUUCCACUACUGUUUGUUUAUUUGAAAAUUUACAUAAUUCCAAUAAUGUAUCUUAUAUAGAAGGUGUUGCAAAUGAAAGUAGAAUCAUUGAUACAUUCAGAAUAAAAACGAUGUCGGAAACUAUUCCCGAGAUGCGUUUAGCAAGAUUGUUAAGAAGAAGACAAUUUGAUGCAGCUGAGACUUUCGCGGAAAAAUUUUCUCUUCCCAUGGAACCUAUUUACUGUUCCAAAGCGGCAUUAUUCAUGGAACAGCUUGCCCCUUGGGUGAAAUCUACUCCUGAUUCAGUUAGCACGGACGCGCUGAUAAAUAUUCUCGAUAAAAUACAAAAUGUACAAUAUGUAACUGAAUGUUGCAGCAAAGCUCUCAUUUCCGAUUAUGUGCAAUUGAGACAAUUAUAUUUGUAUGCUCGUCAAAGAAUAGUACAAGAUAUGAAGACAGAAAAUGUAGAUGAUCAGCUGAAUUUAAAUUUGUCUUUGAUAAACGAUACGUUACACAGACUUGAGACUUUUCGAAUGAUUCAAGAUAUCGAGGUGGACGAUACAUUGUUGAAUGUUGAGACAAUUAUGAAUAAAUGGAUUAAAUUCUCUCAAGCGAAUUUAUUAAACGAAUUUAAUAUCCAUUUACGCAUGGGUCAACUAAAAUCUGCCGUUUUAAUUUGGACGAGACAUCUUCCUGACAUUAUGAAGUAUGCAUCUGUGGAGACUGUGCGAAACAUUUUUACAGUUUUACCUGAAGACGCGGACCCGACAUGUUUAUGGCCAUGGCUCACGCAUUUUAUACCUACUGUAUUAUCUUUGUUACCUGACGCAAUGGACGAGAUCGUAUCUUGGGGUUUAAAGAAACUGAAGUAUCUUGAGAUAUCCCAUUGUAAAGUAUGGCCGGAAAUUGGCACAGAUUUCGCCAAAAAAUUUAUAGAGUUGCUUAAAUUUAAAGACAAUCAACAGUCGGUUUACUUCCACCAAGAGUACAAAUAUCAAAACUCUUUACUGAAGCAGCUUAUGCUUUUGCUUCAAGCUCUAUCUGAUAUUCAUCAAUUGAAGAUCACCUACAGGUUGAGAGUGUCUUUUAACAUAUAUGUUGACUCGCCUGUAGAAGCGAUUUAUAUGUUGCUGGAUAAAGUUCAUCUGGACGAAAUCUCCGAUUUUGUAAAUAUGUUUUUGAAACAAUAUAUACUCAAUAAUAAUUUACAAAAUGACUCCAUCCUUUGUACAUAUAUACAGAAAACAAUAAAAAACUCUAGCAGCUGGUGGUUUGGUGAAGAAGCUGCAUGGGAAAAAAGAGUUGCUAUUAUAAUAGGCUUUAUAUAUAAUUUAGAGAAUAGAUUGGAGCAAACUUUGGAGGUUUUGAGAAGGGCACCAGUACCAUGGACCUCGACUAUAAGUACGUUGGCAGAAACCAGCAGCAACUUUGACCACAGUUUAUCCUCCAAAAUAAAGAUUGAAUGUGACUAUGUUCCAAUAAAACUUGUUUUAAAAAAAUACGGAUAUGCAACAAUUGGUAUAAAUAAUAGAUUGAUAUCACGUAUCAUAAAAGAAAAUCGUGAUUCUAUGAUCAGUGAUAUAGAUGUGCUAGCUAAAAACGAUCAGCAAUUGAGGCAAGAUAUAUUUUGUCGGUGUAUAAGCGCCCGAUUGAACGAUGGAAACUUGCAGAAAGCAAUGAAUAUAAUACAUUAUUUGGAAGAUAAUAUUGCUGAUAUUUUAUAUUGUUAUGAAGGAAUUGUUAAUUAUAUUAUCACAGCCUUCUCUUUUCAGGAUACAUCAUUGAAAUCCUUGGAGUACCAUAUAGAAAUACUGGGUUGCUUAGAAUUCAAAAUACAUAAUUUAUUGGCACAAUCGAAAAUUGACUAUUUCUUUAGCAAUGAUAUAAUUAAUACGAUAAAAGACUUAAAAUCGUUAUAUCUACUAAAAAAGAAUUUUAAGAUUGAUGUCUCAUGGAAAAGUUAUCGUACGCAAAAAUCACUUGUGUUGCAGAAGUGUAUCACAAAAUUGCUAUCGAGUGCCGAGAAGAACGAUUCAUCGGUGAUAUACAAGACUGUCGUUAAAAUUGCCGUACUGUUAGGAUUAGAAAAAUCACACGCGACUUUAGCCUUAUUGAAGCAGACGAAAGAUACGGAUGUAUUGCAGCAGCUUAUUGAUGGCGAUGAUAAAAAUCCAAAUGUGAUGCCGGAUGAAUUUGAAAAUAUGAAUGAGAUAUGUUUGUGUGCAUUACAACAUGCUGUUGAUAUAGACACUGUAGAAAUAGUCAAGAACUUGAGCGCCUCGAUGUUGAACACUUGUCGAAAUAGCGAUUUGUCAGCUAUAUUGUCACUUCACACUUGUGUCAGCGUAUAUCCGAACCUUUCUGUCCAGCGUUAUUCCAGCGAAAGAGAAAGGACCGCACCUAGUUGGAAAUUAUAUACAAUAUAUGAAGAUCAGGCAAUAUCUUUGGAUAAAAGGUUGUUGUCUUUGUUUAAAGAUGCGAUGUCUCUUCAGUUAUGUUAUCGGGUCGAUGAUAACGAAAGUUCAGAUUACAAUGAACAAAUAAUUAAAUUGCUGAGCAAUUUCCUGAUAAAUACAAGAGAGAUGCAACACCAACACAACGAUUAUUCUGUAUUGCAAAUUUUCAAAACAUUCUACUUCGCGUACUGUAGUAUUUCUGUGAAGAAUGAAAACGCAUUGGUGGAAAUGAAAUCUACACUGUCGCAACUUUUAUUGAACUUGUUGAAGAAGUUAUGCACAGGACGAUCUUUUGACUUACACUUGGGACUAGCUUGUCUUUUUAUGCUUCCUGACCAAGAAGCAUGCAAUUGGAUUUCCACAACUUGCGCAUUAUUUGAAGCUGAUCACAUCCGACACUCCAAAAUCUUGAUUCUGGGAUAUGAAUAUUCUUGCAUGGCAAGAAAUCAUUCGUUAAUGCAGAAAUUCGAUAAUUACAAACUGCUGAAUAUCUGGGCACAACAGCUAUCACAUUAUUCAAUAACUUAUAGAGAAGUUCUCACAAGUGAUACUUCGGAUAAAAGAGAAAUCUUACAGCAGAUUAUAAGCAAUAGUAAGAAGAACACAAUCCCCAUAUUGAAAGAAUAUUGCUGCAGUUUUGGCUUUAAUUUCAACGAUUGUUUGUUACUUUAUUUGCAAAAGUUACUGAAAACAUGGAAUCCAACGAUAAUCACGUCGAGUAUAAAUAAAGAAUUACUCAUCUGUAAGGAAGAAGUGAAUGCACUAAGACGAGAAUGCGAGGCGCUUGUUGCGGAAAUGGAAGAUAAGUCUAUGUUAAAACAAUGGAUUUCUACGUCAUGGGAACGUAUCAAUUUUUAUCACUACGAAGUGUUCAUCAUACUGAUGGAUCUCAUAGGAGACAAGGACAUGAAGAAGAGGAACUAUCUCUGUUUCCUGCAGAAUUAUACACGUAGCGGGUCCCCUACACCAACGGAAUACAACGAAUGGAUACAAUUUAACCCGGAACACAGCACAUUACCGCCCAUCGCUCAGUGGAGGCUACCAUUUCUGUUGAAGGUCGACUUUUGGAAACUUAUCACGCCUGAAUUAAAUUUACGUACGUUCGAGAAGUGGCUCGACAUCGCACCGGUCCUCAAUCUCGAGAUGCAUCUUAUCUGCACGUUGGCCAUCAAGGGCGAGGUGACACACGUUUGGGGAAAUAAUUUGACCAAGUCGAAGGAUGUCGAGUGGUCGCUUAAUCCGAAGAACAUCACGUUGCUAAAGGAUAUCAAGAGAUGCAUACAACGUAUCACAGAUUCGGAUGGAUUCUACUAUGGCACUGCGGCGUUAUAUUAUGUUGUCAAUCACACGCCCCCGGGCGCGGAUCGCGUCGCCGCCGCGAAGGAGUGUUACGAAUACGCUCAGUUAGCGGCGCAAAAUUCUACGAAAUUCGAAGAGGGAAUGUUGGAAAAAAUCGAAUCAAAGUAUUUGAGAUUCUCGUCUGAACAUAUUUUGCGUACGCACGGCCUAGGGAAAGACAAGUAUUUCGCGUUGAUCGAGAGUCCGAACAAGCUGGUGCACGAAUUAUACAAGGACGAAAGUAUACCGUUACGAUAUCGUAGCGCGACCAACCACAGGCCCGAUGUCAACGCUGCCGUCAACGAACUCUGUGAGCUCUUCUCGUUAAACACGAUAAAGUUGCGCUUGGAGUUGCUGCAAGAAUGGUUGCGAUCGAACCCUCGAUACAGUGCGCUCGAAUUGUCGCAGAGUUUCACGGAGACAUUACCGACACUGAGAUCUGACCAGAGUAUGGAUUGCGAGGACAAUUUGCUCAGGGCAUCCUACAUGCUGGAGUAUGAAGACACACUAUUCGCACAGUUUCUCAUAAAUAUAGGCUUCGAUGGUUAUCAUGGCGAGGUUGAGUACGAUUGCGACAUGCGGUACCGAGCGCUUCGAGUAUUACAAACCAUCGUCGAUACCGCUACUCUAGAGAAGCUGACCGAACGAGAUCUGGGCACCUUCAGAAAAUAUAUAAAAUCGGUGUGCUACAUCAGCAAAUUGGAAUCAUUGGGAUUACGCUAUAGUGUCGAUACUUUCGAGGCGUGCUCGAAACGAGAACUAGUUCUGAUCCUUUGGAAAAAUCAACGCCGCUUGCCGUACGCUCUUUCCGUUAUAGCGCAGAUUUGUAUUGAGUUUGAAAUAUACGACAUUCGGCUUUGGGAUGACGUUCUGAGUCAGAUGACGAAAUUAAGAAUGACGAGCGAACUGAAGCGAAUCCUAUUGCAAGGACGAAGUCAGAGCGUCAUCGUGAAUUGCAACGGCUACAGAAUGGGAUGGCAAUUGAUUAUUUCCGAACCGUUCAGCGAAAUGGAAGUGACCCCGAGUACAGAACAAGUCAACAAUUGCGUGGAGGCGAUUCGUCUAUUGUAUUCGUGUCCCAUUGCGCACGAAUUAGUUUUUUCCGCUAUCGUGAGGAACUGUUUUCAAUGCAAACAGGCGAGCUUGGCCGCCGCGCUUCUGCCAUUCUUAAAUGAAUCUGAAAGAAAAUUUACGUUAGAGAUAAUUCACCAGAAAUGCCCAAUCAUAGAACUCACAGAAGAAUUGAACGAUUUAUCCUCUAAAGGAAUACUGACGACUGCACGUAGUCUCGCCAUUGUGCAAAAAUUUGUGCCAUAAAAAUCGAAGAUUUUUAACCAACAAUGGAAGACUGGAAAGCAUAUUUUUACGUCAAGAGAGCAUAUUCCGAAAAUAUAUUACUGUUUUUUAAAAUAAGUCAUAGUAUUAGCAAAUUUAUGAGAAUUUCUAACAAAUAAAAAGGUUAUAUCUCUUAAUAUUUC
Odontomachus brunneus is the source of this 6301-nucleotide messenger RNA. It is a transcript of the gene rod, whose product is annotated as kinetochore-associated protein 1. Gene Ontology annotation, biological process: mitotic spindle assembly checkpoint signaling; protein localization to kinetochore involved in kinetochore assembly; mitotic sister chromatid segregation. Bases 57 to 6140 code for a protein of 2027 amino acids. The record is from RefSeq and is a predicted model, not a curated record. Gene Ontology annotation, cellular component: RZZ complex; kinetochore microtubule; cytoplasm. Gene Ontology annotation, molecular function: small GTPase binding. Lineage: Eukaryota; Metazoa; Arthropoda; Insecta; Hymenoptera; Formicidae. The transcript has 31 exons.